UUUCGUACGAAGUGACGAAAACCUGACACGAAUUUGAAAAAACUGAAAAUUGUUUUUUAACAUCCUCGUACGCAGAAGAUCUUGGACCUUGAAACAUAAGCAAUUAAAAAACAUGUAUUGUUUGCGAUUCCUGAGGAGAAACAAGUUAAACACUUUUUCAAUCUCGUCCUUUGCUACUGUAACCAACCACACUAAAACCCACCAUGCUUAUGAUCACGACCAUAGCAAUGUCAUCGCUUCGAACCAGCUCAUCGCGAGUUACGUCCGAUCCGGUGACAUUGAUUCUGCUCUCCGUGUGUUUCAUAACAUGACAGUGAUAUCUACAACUACCUGGAACACUAUCCUAGGUGCAUUUGCAAAGAAACAUGGGAAUUUCGAACGCGCUCGCCAACUGUUUGAUAAAAUUCCCGAACCAAACACUGUUUCGUAUAAUACAAUGUUGGCGUGUUAUUUGCACCAUUUUGGAAUUCAUAAUGCCCGUGAUUUCUUUGACUGGAUGCCUGUUAGGGAUACAGCGUCGUGGAAUACUAUGCUUUCGGGUUAUGCUCAGGUUAGGAUGAUGGAUGAGGCGCGGAGAUUGUUAGUGGCAAUGCCGGAGAAAAACUGUGUUACGUGGAGUGCGAUGGUGUCUGGAUAUGUGGCUUGUGGGGAUUUAGAUGCGGCUGUGGAGUGUUUUUACGCUGCACCUAUGAAGAGUGUGAUUACUUGGACUGCGAUGAUCACUGGGUACAUGAAAUUUGGGAGGGUUGGAUUGGCGGAAAUGUUGUUUUGGAAAUUGAGUUUGAAGACUUUGGUGACCUGGAAUGCUAUGAUUGCUGGGUAUGUUGAUAAUGGUAGAGCAGAGAAUGGGUUAAAGCUUUUUAAGACAAUGUUGGAAACUGGGGUUAAACCUAAUGCUUUGAGCUUGACUAGUGUGUUGUUGGGUUGUAGUGAUUUAUCAGCUUUGCAGACGGGAAAACAAGUUCAUCAGUUAGUUUGUAAAUCUCCAUUGAGCAGGGAUACAACUGCAGUAACUUCAUUGAUUAGCAUGUAUUCUAAGUGUGGGGAUCUUAAGGAUUCGUGGGACUUAUUUGUUCAGAUUCCGCGGAAAGAUGUUGUAACAUGGAAUGCAAUGAUUUCUGGUUACGCUCAACAUGGAGCUGGCGAAAAGGCUCUUCAUUUGUUUGAUGAGAUGAAAAAGAGUGAGAUAAAGCCAGAUUGGAUUACUUUUGUUGCAGUGUUAUUAGCUUGUAACCAUGCAGGAAUGGUAGAUCUUGGGACCAAAUACUUUAACUCAAUGGUAAAGGAAUUUGGUAUUAAAACUAGGCCAGAACACUAUGGAUGCAUGGUUGAUCUUCUUGGCCGAGCUGGUAGGUUAUCUGAGGCUGUAGAUAUGGUAAAAAGUAUGCCUUUUAAGCCACAUCCUGCCAUAUUUGGUACACUUCUGGGUGCUUGUAGGAUUCAUAAAAGCAUGCACAUGGCUGAGUUUGCUGCUAAGAAUCUGCUUGAGCUUGAUCCAACUAGUGCAACUGGAUAUGUUCAAUUGGCUAAUGUUUAUGCAGCACAAAGCAAAUGGGAACAUGUUGCUAGAGUCCGAAAAUCAAUGAAAGAAAAUAAUGUUGUGAAGCCACCUGGAUAUAGUUGGAUUGAAAUAAACAACGCUGUGCACGAGUUUAGGUCAAAUGACAGGCUACACCCUGAGUUGGUUUCUAUACAUGAAAAACUAGAUAAAUUGGAGACGAAAAUGAAGUUGGCCGGUUAUGUGCCAGACCUUGAAUUUGCAUUGCAUGAUGUGGGAGAGGAGUUGAAAGAACAGCUUCUUUUACGGCAUAGUGAGAAACUAGCAAUUGCAUUUGGACUUUUAAAGGUACCAUUAGGGGUACCAAUCCGGGUGUUUAAAAAUUUGAGGGUUUGUGGAGAUUGCCACUCUGCAAUCAAGUACAUCUCAGCAAUAGAAGGAAGAGAAAUCAUUGUAAGGGACACCACAAGGUUUCAUCAUUUCAAGGAUGGGUUAUGCUCCUGCAGCGAUUACUGGUAAGUUUGACGGCGUUCAGAUACAACAAUGGUGUUAAAUUUAAGGGUAUGCUUUUAUUGCAAGAGCAAUGAUGUCAUGCUCUUCACCUUGAAGUUUAUUUGGAAUCAGAUUCACAAAAAGAAACCUCAAGGUUCAUUGCUCUAGCAUCGCAUUAAGUUGGCUAUGAUGUUGAAAAUGAACUCAAAGUAGUUAGUAGCCUGCUCUAGACAGACUAAGAGCAAGAGAAUGCAAUUGAUUGCUGCUUGCCAGCACCCCAUGAACAAGUGCUUACCCAACUGUAGCCUCAAGAAAAUAAAAGCAAUACGCCGUCCCAAAAUACGUGACCUUUUUGACUGUUGGCAUCUAUCCAUGGUGGUGCAAUGGAGUUGGGAGCAUCAGUUGCUUACUGAAUUUAUUAUUUUUAUUUGAAAAUUCUUUAAUUUUUUAUAACUAGUUAAAUUAUCAUUAUUGAGGAUUUUCGCAUAGAACUAGCCUGGACUUCAAAAUGCAGGUGAUUUGGUUGGGAAAAAUUGGAGUUGUUGGAAUACUACUUGACGAGCAUAACUUUGUGAUUUUUAAAGAGAGCUGCUUGUCUAAAUUACGUUCGAGUAGUUUUCAUAGGUGGUGGAUGAUUAUGCAUGUAAAACUGGAUUCCUGCAUAUUUGCAGUGGAUUGUUUCAACUUUCUUAAUCCUUUCACAUCUUGUGGUUGGGUUUUAGUUU
Medicago truncatula (barrel medic) is the source of this 2715-nucleotide messenger RNA. RefSeq names its product pentatricopeptide repeat-containing protein At4g16835, mitochondrial. Gene Ontology annotation, molecular function: protein binding; zinc ion binding; RNA binding. The transcript has a single exon. The coding region runs from base 113 to 2017 and encodes 634 amino acids. The record is from RefSeq and is a predicted model, not a curated record. Gene Ontology annotation, biological process: RNA modification. Lineage: Eukaryota; Viridiplantae; Streptophyta; Magnoliopsida; Fabales; Fabaceae.